Messenger RNA from Oncorhynchus tshawytscha (Chinook salmon), 2538 nucleotides. Its product is annotated as protein piccolo. The record is from RefSeq and is a predicted model, not a curated record. Bases 404 to 1951 code for a protein of 515 amino acids. The transcript has 3 exons. Lineage: Eukaryota; Metazoa; Chordata; Actinopteri; Salmoniformes; Salmonidae.
CUCACGAGCGGUUCCCUUCGCACUUCUCCAUCCCCGCGCCGUCUCCUGUGUUUUCUUGUGAUGCUGCAGAAUGUUCCGUACCUCUCAGGUGUAAGGUUGGAUGUACAGUUUUGAGGAAGACUUGAGGCUAUUUCACACGGACUCUCCUGGAUUUAAAGGUUAAGGAUCUCCGAUGCCAUGCGACCCACCUCCUCUCCUCAGUGAGACAGCCCAUACCUAAACCUCUAGGACCCCACAGGACAGGAGAGAGAUGUGAAUCCAGCUCUGGGCUCAUGCUAUAAGGCCUGAGAGAGAGACCCAGAGACCCAGACUCUGAGAGUUGUGGGUACACAGCAUUAUCUAAUGGAUGGCAGAGUGACUAAGUGAAGGAAGGAACUCAGAACAGAACUGACGUGAGGUCAUAAUGAGUGGUCAGCAAGGCGAGCCGGCCAUUGGCCACAGGCAUGUUGGUGAGGUCAGGAACAACAACCAGAACAGCCAUGUUGGUGAGGUCGAGAGCAACAACCAGAACCAGCAGGCCGGGGGAGGGGGAGUGGGAGCGGUGAUACCCGAUGGGGAUGCUAAUGCUAACCAGAUGAUCCAGAUGGGGGAGGGGGGCAGCGACGGCGGAGGGGAGAGUACAGGAGGAGAUGUUGACACUCUGCCCCCCCUGAUGUCUCAGACCACUGUGGUGUCUCAGACAGUCACAGAGGAGCAGAAGAACAAGAUCGUCAUCUGGGGGACAGACUCUCAGUGUGACGACCCUGAGCUGGCCGAGUUUGAGAUGUUAGAAUGUCAGGAGCUGGAGGCAUACCUGGUAGAAGAAGAGGAAGAGGAGGAGGUGGUAUGUGUAGGAGUAGGAGUGAAAGGAGGUGCACGGCAGAUCCUCCUGGACCAGCCUGUCUCCGUAGUGGAUCUAGUCUCUGACAGUAGAGAGGGAGGAGGGAGGAGGACUAUUCAACGGGGCUCCGGCGGGCAGGAUGCCGCCACCAUGGACUCUGGAGGAACCAGAGGGACGGCGGAGUAUGUGACGAGGACAGAGUUCAGCUCUGAGAACCAUGUCUUGGUGUCCCGCCUGUCCACUAUGUUCAGUCCGGAUGGGAGUCUGGUCAGUGCUCUGGAUGCCGCUGGACGGACACAGGCCACCACCACAGACUCCUGGCACGUCCCCUCUGGACCCUCAGGACCAGAUGGGACCAUCUUAGAGGAUCUCACCCUGGCCUCCCAGUCUUGUACCACCAUCUCAGACCAGUCCAAGGCCUCUCAGCCAUCCAAACAACCUCAGGCUCCAUCUAAAAGCACAAUACAACGAGCUGACCUCGAUCUAAACCAGAACACAACUGUUAGGUCUGAGGAGGUGGUCGUUCCGGAAGCACAAGUCAGUAACAACGUCCUAGUGGGUCGUUGUAAAUGUCAGCAGAACAUGGAGGAAGAUCAGGGCAAUGAAAAGCACAACCAGAAUCUGGAGCAGAGGUACCAGGAUGUUAGAGGCAGUGAAGGGGAGGCAGUUGAGGAACACCAAGAUGCUAGAGGUAGUGGGAGGAAGGCAGUUGAGGAACACCAAGAUGCUAGAGGUAGUGGGAGGAAGGCAGCUGAGGUACACCAAGAUGCUAGAGGUAGUGGGAGGAAGGCAGCUGAGGAACACCAAGAUGCUAGAGGUAGUGGGGGGAAGGCAGCUGAGGAACACCAAGAUGCUAGAGGCAGUGGGAGGAAAGCAGCUGAUGAACACCAAGAUGCUAGAGGUAGUGGGGGGAAGGCAGCUGAGGAACACCAAGAUGCUAGAGGUAGUGGUGGGAAGGCAGUUGAGGAACACCAAGAUGCUAGAGGUAGUGGGGGAAGGCAGCUGAGGAACACCAAGAUGCUAGAGUCAGUGGGAGGAAAGCAGCUGAGGAACACCAAGAUGCUAGAGGCAGUGGGAGGAAAGCAGCUGAGGAACACCAAGAUGCUAGAGGCAGUGGGGGAAGGCAGCUGAGGAACACCAAGAUGCUAGAGGUAGUGGGGGAAGGCAGCUGAGGAACACCAAGAUGCUAGAGGUAGUGGGGGAAGGCAGCUGAGGAACACCAAGAUGCUAGAGGUAGUGGGGGGAAGGCAGCUAAGGAACACCAAGAUGCUAGAGGUAGUGGGAGGAAGGCAGCUGAGGAACACCAAGAUGCUAGAGGUAGUGGGGGGAAGGCAGCUGAGGACCACAAGGUUAUUCCCCCUGAUAUGAACCCCAACUCACCCGCCAAGUUAGGCACAAAUGGGAUUCAAUCUGUUGAAACCAGAAGCUUGAAGAAGCUCGGCUCUUUUGAUAAAACCUCAAAGGAACAAGGCUCCUUGGGGCAAAGCAUGAAGAAAACGACUUCGUUUGAACAAAGCAUAAAGAAAACAACCGUGUAUGAAAAUACCACAAAGAAGUCGGCCUCAUUUGAUCGAAGUUUGAAGAAAGAACCUUUCUUAGAUAGAACGUUGAUGAAAGAGGCAUCCUUCGACAGAACGUUGAGGAAGCAGGGCUCGUUUGAACGCAGCUCCAGUCCUUCUAGCCUGGACGGGAGGAAGCCUUGGGGUAGCCCAAGCAGG